Molecule: messenger RNA, 1131 nt
Organism: Macrosteles quadrilineatus (aster leafhopper)
Lineage: Eukaryota; Metazoa; Arthropoda; Insecta; Hemiptera; Cicadellidae
Exons: 8
Coding region: 1-1131 (376 amino acids)
Biological process (GO): phosphorylation
Molecular function (GO): kinase activity; ATP binding
Source: RefSeq, a predicted model, not a curated record
AUGGGACUACCUGUGGAGUGUCUGAUGGGAGUUAUUAUACAGGAGAUGGUUGAAGCUGAAGUGGCAGGAGUUAUGUUUACUAGACACCCUGUAUCUAAAGAUCCGUCUCAGUUGGUCAUAACUGCCAACUAUGGACUAGGAGAGACUGUGGUGUCAGGAAGUGUAGAGCCGGACACUGUCAUUGUAAACUGUGAGAACCAAUCCCAGCUUCAAGUAGAAAUGUCGAUAAAGGGGCGGAAGACCAGCAAACUCACUGUUACAGAGGAAGGCAGCUGUGUAGAGGAGAUUGUGGAGGAAGAUGAAAGUGACAUGUUAUGUCUAAGUGGAGCUGAAGUGAUAGCAUUGGCACAGCUGGGAGUCAGUCUACAACAGCUGUUUGGCUGGCCUAGAGAUGUAGAAUGGGCGAUCAACAAGGGUGUGAUCUACUUACUGCAAUGUCGCCCUGUGACCUCUCUACUCUCCUGGUCAGAAGAAGAACUCAUUCACGAGCUAGACUCAGCUUUCUUGCCAGGAGAUGCUACGACUACUGCCAACACGGGUGAAGUUCUGCCUGGAGCCACUAGUCCUUUAACACAGUCCACGGGGCUACGAUGUGCAGACUUCGUAAUGAUCCGAUACUUUGCCGGCGUGCAAGACCGUCUUUGGUACAACAACAAUAAAAUAGUAGUCUCCCAUCAUCACGCACUUCUCAGUAUGUAUACUACAUUAUUAAGAGAUGCUGGAGAGGAACUCUCUCUAACUCAGAGGGUGUUGGAAAUGGCUGUCUGUGGACAUCAGGUCUCAACGCCAGAGAUGCUGAAAAUAGCUGUGGAGAGGAGAACUCCCCUAACACUAUGGCAGAAAAUACAAACUGUCAUCUUCAUUGUCAAGACACUUCUUUGUAGCAAAGCAGAUGCAAAGAAAGCUGAAAAGAUCGGUGAACAAUUUAGACUUGAUUUUGACAACUUUACCUCUGCCGAUGCUCUGUUUUCUUACUUGACUGCAAGCCACGCCAAUCCGACCAAGCAGAACAGCCAGCUCGGGCCCCAGUGGCCGGCUCCACAAACUCCCUCUACCCCUUCCUACUGCCAGGCGCCUAGCCACUUCUACCUCACUCCCCCCAUAAUAAACAAAGUUUGGUUUUAUAAUUGA